CAUUCUUGUGCGGGCGCAACCAUAUCACUCAACAUCGCCCAGGCCCGCCACCGCCUCCUACAACAUUGAGAAUCCCCCGCGCUGCUGGACACAGAGUCGCGCUCCCAUGUCUCAACCACCACAGCAGCCCGAGGACGUCGAACAUUCGGCUUCCCACAGCGACGCGGGCCAGGCCUCCCCCGCCCCCCUGCCCAACGACCACGACCCAUUGUCGGCGCCGGAGGCCCAUACAGAGACCACCGAUUUUGCUGCGGACAACUCAAAGUCAGGCAACGUCCCUUUGCCUCCCAAUGUUGCAAGCAAUGUUGGACCAUACUCGCUCUCGGCGGCAGUGCUGAGUCCAUCUGCACACGAUCGUAUAUUUCCGAUACGAAGUGUCGUUUCUGUUGACCCUAACCCUACAGCGACACCGAAGCCUACUGGACAGCAUGGCAGCGAUUACUUCCACCAGUAUUCCCAGGCAAGCGACUCGCGCAGGCCGUCGGGCUCUACAGCAUCAAACGCAUCACACGUUUCCCAACGAGGUCAAGGCCAAGCUCAACGGCAGUCGAUACCUGCAACUGCACCCAGGGCAGAGGCAGCGCCGCAGGCACGGCAGAGCGCAAAGUCGACACCGCAGAAGUCAGAGCUCUCGAAGUCGAAAUUACAGCUGCCUACAUCACUAUUCAAGGAAAUAACAUCGUCGAGUUCUGGGAAUAGUGUAGAGGAUGGAGGAAGUCGGUCACCAUCAGUCAAGGCGGUGGGCCGUCCAUCGUCCGCCGGAGGUGAAUCAAUCCGAAGUACCCUCAGCAGUGUGGGAGAUGUGAGCAGUUUAAUAACACCUCGGUUCAAGCAUGUGGUCACUGAAGGUGGGCAUAUGGUCAUCACUGGUCGAGAUGGCGAGACAUUACAGCGCUGCGAGGACGAACCAAUCCACAUGCCGGGUGCUGUGCAAGGAUUCGGUCUCCUGGUUGCACUUCAAGACGACCCAGAGUGCAGUGGAGCCCUCCUUGUUCGUGUCGUGUCUGAAAACUCUAAAAGAUUCCUUGGACGCACACCGAAGGAGCUUUUCGCUUUGGAAAGCUUCACAGACAUACUGUCCGAAGAGCAAGCCGACAAUCUCCUCGACCACAUUGACUUUAUUAAGGAUGAGGACUCGGAUGUUCUGACCAAUGGCCCUGAGGUUUUCACAAUAUCUAUCAAGGUACCAGGAGUGGCGCGGACUCGUAAACUCUGGUGCGCUGUUCAUAUCAACGACGCAGAUCUUGGGCUUGUCAUCUGCGAAUUCGAACUAGAAGACGAUCAUGACUUCCCUUUGGUACCAUCGGACGAAAUGUCACCCGAGCUCCCUGAGGACACAUUGGCUGGUAAGCCUACUGCAGAGGAGUACCUGGAGAGUACCGAAAUAAAAAGUCGACCUCUCAGAGUACUACGCAGUGCAAGAAAGAGGAGAGGUGAAGCCGCUGCGAUGGAGGUUUUCAAAAUUAUGUCCCAGGUGCAAGAGCAGCUUGCAGCAGCGCCUACUCUUGAGACGUUUCUCAAGGUUUUGGUUGGUGUUGUCAAGGAACUGACGGGCUUUCACCGCGUUAUGAUUUACCAGUUCGACCAAACGUUCAACGGACGUGUCGUUACUGAGCUUGUCGAUCCUCGGGCCACAAAGGACCUGUACAAGGGGCUGAAUUUUCCCGCGUCAGACAUCCCCAAGCAAGCUAGAGAGCUGUACAAGCUCAACAAGGUCCGCAUGUUGUACGACCGCGAUCAAGAAACAGCCCGCCUUGUCUGCCGUACCGCCGAAGAUCUCGGAAAGCCGCUUGACCUCACCCACUCCUAUCUCCGAGCCAUGUCACCUAUUCAUUUGAAGUAUUUGGCGAACAUGGCUGUUCGUUCCUCUAUGUCAAUAUCCAUUAAUGCCUUUAAUGAGUUGUGGGGUCUCAUAGCCUGUCACUCUUACGGCGCGCGAGGCAUGCGGGUCUCGUUUCCUAUAAGAAAGAUGUGUCGCAUGGUCGGCGACUCUGCUUCACGGAACAUUGAGCGACUGUCCUACGCAUCGCGUUUACAAGCCAGGAAACUCAUCAACACUGUACCCACACAGCACAACCCCUCUGGCUAUAUCAUUGCUUCCUCCGACGACCUGUUGAAGCUCUUCCAAGCCGACUUUGGGCUGUUGUCGAUCAGAGAUGAGACGAAGAUUCUUGGUCGCAUGGAGAAUUCCCAAGAAGCUUUGGCUAUGUUGGAGUAUCUGAGGAUGCGCAAGAUCCAGUCUGUCGUGACAUCGACGGACAUCACACAAGAUUUCCCUGACCUCCGAUAUCAGCCCGGUUUCCACGCCGUCGCCGGUAUGUUGAUUGUACCUCUGACAGUUGGUGGCAAUGAUUUCAUCGUCUUCUUCAGGAGAGGCCAGCUGCGGGAAGUAAAGUGGGCCGGCAAUCCAUACGAAAAGUUCAUUAAGGAGGGUACCGAAGGAUACCUGGAGCCUAGAAAAAGUUUUAAGACGUGGUCAGAGACGGUCGUUGGCAAGUGUCGAGAAUGGACAGAGGAAGAGAUAGAAACUGCCUCCGUGCUGUGCCUAGUUUAUGGCAAGUUUAUCGAAGUCUGGAGACAAAAGGAGGCUGCACUGCAGAACAGUCAGUUGACUCGAUUACUGCUUGCGAACUCUGCCCACGAAGUCAGAACUCCGCUGAACGCCAUCAUCAACUACCUCGAAAUAGCUUUGGAAGGAUCAUUGGACUCGGAGACCCGGGAGAACCUCGCUCGAUCACACUCAGCGUCUAAGUCGCUUAUUUACGUAAUCAACGAUCUGCUGGACCUGACGAAGACGGAGGAAGGUGGACCGCUGAUCAAAGGGGAGUCCUUUGACCUCAGUGCGACAAUCAAAGAAGCGACAGAUAUGUUCCGUGGAGACGCCAGACGGAAGAACAUUGAUUACGAAGUUAUCGAGCACGACGGCCUACCAAAGUCAUGCAUAGGCGAUCAGCGCCGAGUAAGACAAGCUAUCUCGAACAUCGCAGCAAAUGCCAUUCAACACACCAGCCAAGGAGGUGUCAAGAUUGAAGCAUAUGUUGCGUCAAGGCCUGGCAGUGAUCAUGCAGAGGUUGAGGUCGCGGUCACUGACACCGGCGUCGGCAUCAACCCAAAGAGACUCGAUCAGUUGUUCUACGAUUUUGAGCAAGUUCAGUCUGAGCCUGCUAAUGCUCUGGAGGAUGCUAUAGUGCCGGAUCCUGAACAAGUCAAGCAACAGGGUGACAAGACUGCACUUGGUCUUGGGCUUGCCGUUGUGGCGCGCAUCAUCCGGAACAUGAACGGACAGCUCAGAAUCAGGUCGGAAGAAGGCAAAGGCACUCGGUUUGUCAUUCAGUUCCCAUUUGAUCUUCCAGACGAUGAAGAGGAGGUAGAAUCACCACCAAGGGAUGCUUCACCAUCCGGGAGCGUUACCCCGCACCCCGAGCGACCUAAGUCAUUGACCAGUUCAAUGCAAUCUGGAGGCGAGCGCACAUUGAUCUCACCAACCAUGUCGCGGCACGGCUCGAGUGGUAGCGCCGCUGCUACGGUGAACGGCAGCAACAUAACCUAUCAUCCUGCAAGCAGAAGGCAGAGUGCACACAGUUUGAAGAGCAAGGCGAGCUUACGAAGUUUCAAGAGCGGUAUGACCUCCUCAACGCAGGAAAGCGCGCGGAGCGAUGUGGACAGGCUUAUCGAGGAUCUUCAAGCACCGCAUCUAGUAGAGAGACGCAGAGGAGAAGGCCAUCAAAGCCCCAGUGCGCGAUCACUGAGACCCAUUCUCGCCAAACGCAACAGUAUGGACCCCGGGUCGCCCCCACGAACAAGAUCCAAGAGCCUUGAGGUUGCAGAGAGAGUAGUAGUCCCGCCUCAUCAAAGGAGCUUGGACACUAAGACGCCUGGCGAAGAGCCCAUCAUGUUCUCUUCUCAGCCUCUCAAAGCUGUUCGCCUGCCUGAUGAUACCUCUUCGCUGACUGGGCAGUCAACGGGCUCGAUCCUUGGAGAAGUUCACGAUAAACCACGGGAACUGUCACCUGCGCCUGCGGCUGAGCCUCCACCUGAAAAGCUGACCUCAGAUCGCAUGCGCGUCCUUGUAGCAGAGGAUGAUCCAGUAAACAGUCGAAUCGUUAAGAAGCGAUUAGAGAAGAUGCAGCACAAUGUGUAUCUGACCGUCAAUGGCGAAGAAUGCGCAUCUGCAUUCGGCGAUAGUCCCAAAGACUUUGACGUCGUCCUGAUGGACAUGCAGAUGCCAAUCAUCGACGGCUUGACUUCGACAAAAAUGAUCCGCUCCUACGAAAAGACACACACCAACAUCUACUCCCCUCGCGCCGCCCUCUGCGGCCGCAUCCCCAUCGUCGCCGUCUCCGCCUCGCUCGUGGAAAAACACCGCCAACAAUACAUCGACGCCGGCUUCGACGCCUGGAUCCUGAAACCCAUUUCCUUCGACCGCCUUAACAAGCUUAUGGCAGCCAUCGUUGACAAGGAUAUCCGCAAACAAUGCUUGUACGAGCCCGGUGAGUGGGAGAGAGGAGGCUGGUUCCACGAGGGCAGAGCGAGUGUCGAUGAGGUCAGCACGAAGCCGACGGGUAAACCGACGAUUACCAAUCCGAGUGAGAGGAUGAAGGAGGCAGCUGAGGAUGCUGACAAUCCUAUGGCUGGAGAGGAAGAUGAGGAGGGGAGACAGCCCGAGGAGCAGGAGAGGUUGUUGCAGAAGCAGGAGGAGGAGAGGACGGAGGAUGAUGAUAAGAAGAACGAGGAGAUUAGGUAUGAGGAUCCAAAGGAUGCUGUGGGGUGAGCAUUGAGAUUCAUCGGUCGGCCAUUUUUGUCAAGAGGGAGGGGAGAGGAGCGAGUGUGAUACGAAGGAAUUAUAGACUGCAUCCUGUUAGGAGUAUUGUUUAGUCUUUGGUGUGGACGAUUUAGCCAUUAUUUUGGGUGUCGCGUCACGAU
Messenger RNA from Macroventuria anomochaeta, 4923 nucleotides. RefSeq lists its product as uncharacterized. Gene Ontology annotation, biological process: phosphorylation; phosphorelay signal transduction system; detection of visible light. The transcript is spliced from 2 exons. NCBI's taxonomy places the organism in Eukaryota, Fungi, Ascomycota, Dothideomycetes, Pleosporales, Didymellaceae. Gene Ontology annotation, molecular function: protein binding; phosphorelay sensor kinase activity. Bases 107 to 4771 code for a protein of 1554 amino acids. The record is from RefSeq and is a predicted model, not a curated record.